UUUAGAAUGGGAAUUUAAAUGAGCUUGUAUUCUAUUUGAAUAUCCUAGUCACUGAAUAGAAAGUUGGGGUGCACUGGAAGUGUAAGCAGGGUGUAGAACAUAGGGAGACGCUCCUGCAAGAAUCUGGCCUGUGUGUUGUUUGGUUUUGUUUUUUGGGGGGAGGAGGGGGAAACGUUCAGUGCUAAAAUAAGCCUGAGUUGCCAAAAACUCUAAACAAACUUCAUUUAGAUUGACCUAAAGCAGUAUAAAAACAUUAUCUUAGGCCAUUCUUUACUUAGUUCUAGAGUUAAUAUAUAACCGUGUGGAAGCAGUCUCCCUUUUCCCUUCCCCAGUAGUAAAAUAUUGUGCAUGUUUGGUGUCUUAAAAAGUUUCCAGCUACAACCUGUUUAAAACUGUUUCCAAUUGGCUGAUUUUCUUUUUCUUUUUUUGUUAGAUGAAAGGGGCACUGACUGAAAUUAUCCAGCUCGCUACCUUGGAUUCAGACCCCUGGGUCUUAAUGGUAGCUGAUAUUUUAAAAUCCUUUCCAGAUACUGGCUCCCUUAACCUUGAUCUUGAAGAACAGAAUCCCAAUGUUCAAGAUAUUUUAGGAGAGCUUAGAGAAAAAGUAAGUGAAUGUGAAACAUCAGCUAUGUUGCCGUUGGAAUGCCAGUACUUAAACAAAAAUGCCUUGACAACACUAGCUGGGCCGCUUACUCCCCCAGUGAAACACUUUCAGCUGAAAAGAAAACCUAAAAGUGCUACUCUCCGAGCUGAACUCUUGCAAAAGUCAACAGAAACUGCACAGCAGCUCAAGAAGACUGCAGGAGUGCCUUUUCAUGCCAAAGGGAGGGGACUGGUCAAAAAAAUAGAUACAACAACACCACUCAAAGGAAUACCAAAACAAGCUCCAUUCAGAAGUACUUCAGCACCUAGUGUAUUUAGUCCUUCUGGAAACAGAACUCCUAUUCCUCCUUCACGAACACCUCUGCGUAAAGAAAGAGGAGUAAAGCUUCUAGAUAUCUCUGAGCUGGACAUGGUAGGUGCUGGCCGUGAAGCUAAAAGAAGAAGAAAGACAUUAGAUACAGAAGUUGUGGAAAAGCAAGCCAAAGAAGAAACAGUAGUAGAAAAUGCUACUCCAGAUUAUGCUGCUGGCCUUGUGUCUACACAGAAACUUGGCUCUUUGAACAAUGAACCUGCACUGCCUUCUACAAGUUAUUUACCUGCUACCCCCAGUGUGGUGCCAUCUUCCUCAUAUAUCCCAAGCUCUGAAACACAGCCAGCUGGCUCAGCACGAGAGGCCUUGCAGACUAACAGACAGACUGAAGAGCCUGCAGCUCCAAAUGCUACAACAACUCUUCCUGCACAGUUCAAGCAAAGAACACCCAUGUACAAUAGUAACUCUAAUCCACCUGCAGCUACGCCUACCUCACCCCUAACGCCUACCACACCUCCUGCCAUUUCCCCUGCAGCACAAGCACCGCAAGUGGCUCCCCAAACUCAGCAACAGCCACCACCGAAAAAAAGCCUCUCUCUCACGAGGGAGCAAAUGUAUGCUGCGCAGGAAAUGUUCAAGACUGCAAACAAAGUUACGAGGCCAGAAAAGGCUCUUAUACUUGGAUUCAUGGCAGGAUCCAGAGAGAACCCUUGCCAAGAGCAAGGUGACAUCAUUCAAAUUAAACUUAGUGAGCACACAGAAGAUUUACCAAAGGCAGAUGGCACUGGCAGCACCACUAUGUUGGUUGAUACGGUCUUUGAAAUGAACUAUGCUACUGGUGAAUGGACCAGAUUCAAGAAGUACAAACCUAUAACUAAUGUUUCUUAAGAGAUGCAGCAACAGCAGACUGGACCAAAUCAAGCUUAGAGUCAACGAGCUCGUAGAGUAUGUCAACUGUACAAAAUGGCAUUCACGUGUACGUUUCUUAUUACCCUCCAGAGUAGAAGUCGCGGCUCUUCAACCUAAAUGGGCUCAGUGAACACAGAAGAAGGUGUCAAAUUCACACUUUUUUUUUUUUCCUUUUAAAUCGGGGAAGAGGGAAAAGGGAGAGGUAAUCUUAGGGGGGUUUUGUUGCUGUGUUUUGUUUUCCUGCAGUUCAAGAUGCCAGAAAUGGAGAUCACAACUGAAAGAUUACAGAUGGGAGCAGUUUACUUCCGAGUACCUGAGGAAAAGACUGCUGGCGCAAUCCUUUGACAGUUUACCAUUAAACAAGGGCACAGAUCUUUAUUGUAAAAAUGUUUUCUUUGGCUAUGUGGGUUCUAUUUUCGGAAUGGACACUUAAAGCACCAUAGCUUGGUGCUUGAUUAUUUUGUAAUUCAGCUGCAGUGAGACUAAAUAUUGCAGGUGGUAGAUGUCUAGUGUCUAAUGGUACCCACUGUAUGUUUAGCUUAUUUAUGCUUGGGCCAUAGGAUGGGAUUGAGCAGCUUUGUUAACCUUGCUAUAUUGUGAAUGUCCAUGCCCAGCAUGAAUUAACCUAUAUUUGGCAUAACAAUUUAUCUAGAUAAAGAGAAACUGAGUAUCAUAAUUUUCUGAAGAAAAAAAUACCAAAUUUUAAAUGGCCGGAAGAAAGCAAGCAAGCAGCGGCUUAUAUCAGGAGGUGAUAGCUCUUUGCCCUAUGAGUCUUAGGGCAGAAGUUGAUAUAUGGCUCUUGCAUAGCAAGCCCUUUAAACAACAUAGCUUACGUGAGAAGAUAUGAAACUUGUACAUCUCAAGACCAAUUGCAGCUUAUUUAAAAAAAAAAAAAAAAACAAAAAAGGCCCUAGUAGUGACUGAAUGACAUGUCUCUGAAUGUAGAUGGUUGGAAAGAUUUGUUGUCUUGAGGCGGUGUUAAUGUAUGUUUGGCUGAGCAGUUGUGAGGUGCUUGAUAACCAAGUCCUAAUCUGAAAAGAAAUUUGAAUGAGUGUAGCUGUGGUUCUUACCAGUGUAGUUAUGUUAUAUCAGUAUAAUCACUAAUGUGGCUGCAAUUAUACAGGCAUCUAAAUGUGCCUUAUAUUGUCCCCCUCCAGUAGAAGCACGUUUUUUAUCUUUAACGGUGUUUACACCACUGGUAUAAUCCUGCUUUAGUUGUACAAGUAUAGCUUGCAUUUAUUGACAGGGCUUACAUACAUAGUUCAAGAUUCAUCCUUUAGAGACUUGGAUUCAUCCUUCAAUGGAGACUUGGAUUAAAACUUCAGUUUCUGCCAGUGCUUAUGUGUGGACUUGCACUUGCUAGGGAACAGUGCUCAGAAGGAAGAAACACAAAGAUGAGUAGCAUAAUGGUUGUCUGGGACAGAGGAGUUACUUUGGGCUGACUAGAGGCUGGUCGAACUCUUAGGGCAGUAUGAGGCUGGAUUUUCUUCUUGUUGUUUCUUUUUUUUCCUAAAAAGAAAUCAGACCAAAUCCCAUAAGUAUGCUUAUAUACUAACAAAGACAUUUAGAUGAUCGUUUAGUCUUUUGUAUUUGGGAUUUUUUAUUGCGUUUUUGUUUUUAGCUUUUCAAACUUAAUUAUCCAUCAGAACAGGGAGAGCGUAAAUAAUGAGGAAAUCUGUGUUUUACAGCAUUUUAAGAUGUGACCAAAAGUAUAGAUUUCUUAACUUUAUUUGAGCAAAUAUACAGACUGUUCUAACUCAUGUAGCAGGGCGAUUUCAGUGGCAAUUUUUCUUUAAACAGUUAAAAAUCAGCCUGACAAACAAAGAUGAUUAGUGGGUUUUAGUUUUUAGAGUAAGUUCACUAUAAAUGCAUUUCACAAUGGUUAUACCUUAUUUGAUAUAGUAUGUUACACAGUAAGGGCUAACAAUAGCAUAUGAAAGUAUUCAUCUUUUAGAGAAAGGUUUAAAGAAAAGUGACAUUCCUUUUCUUGUCUGCAUUCAGAUUUUUAAACAGCUUUUUGUGAUCAGUUUUCUGUAAAGUAAAACAUGUAUGAUACUUCUGUCUUACGUGUUCUUGCUUGCUAGAUAAGCUGCAAGUACCAAAUUUAAUUUUUAAGGAAGAGAACUUUUAGAGAAUUGGUUGACUCGAGGGGCAUGUACUCUCAUUCCAAACUGUUGAUUCAAGAUUUGGUGCAGUUUGGUAGAGAUCAGGAGUUGCUGUGCAGUGGCUCUUUGGCUUGCUUGUGAUUAAUGGGGGUCUACUCGCUAAAUUUACUUGGUCCACUAGUUGGACAGAGGUCUGCAUUUCAGAUCUGUGCUGUUGGGUUGGACGUGGUUCUCCCUCCAGCCUUCAAGAAGUCCUUCUAGAAUGCAGUUGAGUCAUUUAAGUGAGGUAGCCCAUGGGAAGCUACCUACUACUACCUAUACUGCUACCUGUUCUUUUUUGCUGUGUGACAAAGUUGGUCUCCAGGCUUGUUUGUCUAAAGAAGUCCCAUGCAAUAAACUGAGAUCUUAAAUAGUAUAUUUUUAAUUCAGUUAGGUUAUGGUCAUUAGAAUGAAACAAUUUAACAAUCCAAAGAUAAUUUAUUUUUAAAAGCGACUUUAUGACCCUCAAUACCAUAGCAUUAUUUCAACUUGAUCUUUGUAGUCAGAGAGGUUUUUUAAGAUGACUAAAGAAAGGGAAGCCUUUUCAAUAUUGUUUAAAAUAAUGAUACUGGUAAGAAAUAAAACUACAUGGAGCUCUUCAGUUCAGACAAUGAAAUCAUUGAACCAGUGGCCUGACUGAGAGUAGGGAUAGUGCCGGACAAUUCAGAAAGGGCAACACUAACGUUCGAAUUCCAGUGUAAUGGCAUAGUAGGAUACAAAAUGAAACCUGGCCGUGGAGCUUGAUAUUUUUUGUCUUAAAUAUUCAGUCACUUAGCUGGAUUCUGCACAACGGAGCUCAAUGUAUGCUGCAAAAUUAAAUGGAAAAUAGAGUUGACUCUAGAAUGAUUUGCUGAUGCAUCAACAGACUGACCAGAGAAGUUGUUCAGAAAUUUAAUAUUCAAGUUUUGUUUGCAUCCUUUUUCCCUUCCCUCUGUCUAACCAUGAAGUUUUAGGAAACGGCAAGCCCAAGCUUCCUAAGUGCAUUUUUGGACCUCAGCAAGGCAGUAUGUCCCAGCUUCUCUUGUCCUUGCUGGUAAAGAGACAUCUAUUUGAUAUGCAAGUCUAGGCAAGACAUGAAGAAUUAGCUUGCUUUUAGAGUAUGGAAUACUGGAGAAAGAAGCACUGAAAGCGGCUUGUCUUGUCUUAACUUUUUAUGCUUGGAGGAGAAAGAACACACACGUUCAUACCAAAGCUUCUUGGAACAACUUGUCCCACAGCAAAGUGCUGGGUUUCUUUAGGCUCGAUCUGAACGCUGUGAGGACCGGAGAAAGUGAGAUGAGUUUAAUAAAGAAGGUGAGCCCGGGGGGAUGCUGAGCAAGAGUUCUGAUCAUAGAUUCCUCCUUCCUUUUAGACAGAACACUUUUUCCUACUGUAGUGCUCUGUAGUUAUCUCCUUACAAAGCUGUCUAGGCUAGUUUUGGGCCAGUAUUUUGUGGGUUAACUUGGUUUUCACUGGUAGCUUUGCCACUUAAUCUUUCAGUUAAAUGCCAUAGGAUGCUGGAUGUGGUGGGGAGGAGGCCUUCAGUAGCUGAUUGAUAUCUCCAUGUGAAACUUCUAGUUUCUCUCACUAGGUCGUGUCAAAGCGCAGACCACUUGUCUAGAUGAAAGAAGCUCGAGACUUUGACGUUAUACAGUUUAAGAGUGAACCACACUUUCCUAGUAAGAUCUGACUGGAAAAAAAAAGACUAAAAAAUGUUAAGCCAGAGCCCGCUGGGAAUCUGGUGCCUUUAACAAGAAAUGUCAUUUUGUAAAAUGUUACAUCUAUAGCAUAGCCCAUAUGUUUUCUAUUAAUUGUUUUUUUUGUACAGUUGUAAAUUCAAAAUACUCCAUCUUUGGGUACGUAUUUUCAGUGUAAUACAGUAUGUAUAAUAAAAAUUUAGAUUUU
Struthio camelus australis is the source of this 5850-nucleotide messenger RNA. NCBI's taxonomy places the organism in Eukaryota, Metazoa, Chordata, Aves, Struthioniformes, Struthionidae. The record is from RefSeq and is a predicted model, not a curated record.